Balaenoptera acutorostrata (minke whale) is the source of this 3187-nucleotide messenger RNA. It is a transcript of the gene RBM15B, whose product is annotated as RNA binding motif protein 15B. NCBI's taxonomy places the organism in Eukaryota, Metazoa, Chordata, Mammalia, Artiodactyla, Balaenopteridae. The record is from RefSeq and is a predicted model, not a curated record. Gene Ontology annotation, biological process: regulation of alternative mRNA splicing, via spliceosome. Gene Ontology annotation, molecular function: mRNA binding. Bases 139 to 2820 code for a protein of 893 amino acids. The transcript has a single exon. Gene Ontology annotation, cellular component: nucleus.
GCUCCCGCCCCGCCCCUCCGCCGCGCCGAGUCCUUUUGUCCAAGAUGGCGGCGCCGGGGGCGCUGCCUCCUCGGCCGCCGCCGCCGCCGCCGCUGUGAGGGGCCUGCGGGCCGCCCGCCCGCCCGCCGCGCCGGCGCCAUGAAGAGGCAGAGCGAGCGAGACUCGAGCCCGAGCGGGCGCGGCUCGUCAUCGUCGGCCAAGCGGCCGCGGGAGCGCGAACGGGAGGCGGAGGCGGGCGGGCGGCGGGCGGCACACAAGGCCUCGGGCGGCGCCAAGCACCUCGUUCCAACGCGGGCCCGCGACAAACCCCGCGGUAGCGGGGGCGGCGGCGGUGGACAUCGCGACGGCCGCAGCGCCGGGGACGCGAAUCACCGUGCGAGCAGCGGCCGCUCAUCAGGCUCGGGCGCCGGCGGCGGGGGACGCGGUGCCAAGGCCUCGGGGGACCCGGGCGCUUCGGGCGCUUCGCCCCGCGCGUCUCCACUACCGCCACCUCCGCCGCCGCCCGGGGCCGAUCCCGCGGGUCCCGGCUCAUCAGCAGCCGCACCCGAAUACAAGACGCUGCUCAUCAGCAGCCUGAGUCCCGCGCUGCCCGCCGAGCACCUCGAAGACCGGCUCUUCCACCAGUUCAAGCGCUUCGGCGAGAUUAGUCUGCGCCUGUCGCACACGCCUGAGCUGGGCCGCGUGGCCUACGUGAACUUCCGGCACCCGCAGGACGCGCGCGAGGCCCGCCAGCACGCCCUGGCCCGCCAGCUGCUGCUCUACGAUCGUCCGCUCAAGGUGGAGCCCGUGUACCUGCGCGGUGGCGGCGGCGGCGGGAGCAGCCGGCGAAGCAGCAGCAGCAGUGCGGCCGCCUCCACGCCGCCCCCGGGGCCACCCGCUCCCGCCGACCCGCUCGGCUACCUCCCGCUGCACGGCGGCUACCAGUACAAGCAGCGUUCGCUGUCCCCGGUUGCCGCCCCGCCACUGCGGGAGCCCCGCGCCCGCCACGCCGCUGCAGCCUUUGCCCUGGAUGCUGCCGCCGCCGCUGCCGCUGUAGGACUAUCCCGGGAGCGGGCCCUGGACUACUAUGGGCUGUACGACGACCGCGGGCGACCCUAUGGCUACCCGGCGGUGUGCGAGGAGGACCUGAUGCCUGAGGACGACCAGCGGGCCACGCGCAACCUCUUCAUCGGGAACCUGGACCACAGCGUGUCAGAGGUGGAGCUGCGACGGGCUUUCGAGAAGUACGGCAUCAUUGAGGAGGUGGUCAUCAAGAGACCCGCCCGUGGUCAGGGCGGUGCGUAUGCCUUCCUCAAAUUCCAGAACCUGGACAUGGCCCACAGGGCUAAGGUGGCCAUGUCGGGUCGGGUGAUUGGCCGCAACCCCAUUAAGAUAGGAUAUGGCAAGGCCAACCCCACUACUCGCCUCUGGGUGGGUGGCCUGGGACCUAACACCUCACUGGCGGCUCUGGCCCGGGAGUUUGACCGCUUUGGGAGCAUUCGGACCAUUGAUCAUGUCAAAGGAGAUAGCUUUGCCUACAUCCAGUACGAAAGCUUGGACGCAGCCCAGGCCGCCUGUGCUAAAAUGAGGGGCUUUCCCUUGGGAGGUCCAGACCGCAGGCUGCGGGUGGAUUUUGCCAAAGCAGAGGAGACUCGGUAUCCCCAGCAGUACCAGCCCUCCCCCCUCCCUGUGCAUUACGAGCUGCUCCCAGAUGGAUAUACCAGGCACCGAAACCUGGAUGCCGACCUGCGGGUGAGGGAUAGGACCCCCCCACACCUCCUGUACUCAGACCGAGACCGGACCUUUUUGGAAGGGGACUGGACCAGCCCCAGUAAAAGCUCUGACCGCCGAAACAGCCUCGAGGGCUACAGCCGCUCAGUGCGCAGCCGGAGUGGUGAGCGCUGGGGAGGAGAUGGGGACCGGGGCCUGCCCAAGCCCUGGGAGGACAGGCGGAAGCGCCGGAGCCUUUCCAGUGAUCGUGGGAGGACAACCCACUCCCCUUAUGAGGAACGGAGCAGGACCAAGGGUGCUGGGCAGCUUGUGGACCGAGGCUCUGACCGCACGCCUGAGCGCAGUCGCAAGGAAAACCAUUCCAGUGAAGGGACCAAGGAAUCGAGCAGCAACUCCCUCAGCAACAGCAGACACGGGGCUGAGGAGCGGAGCCACCACCACCAUCACGAGGCUCCAGACUCUUCCCACGGGAAGAAGACACGGGAGAGCGAGCGCAAUCAUCGGACCACUGAGGCUGAGCCCAAGCCUCUUGAAGAGCCAAAACACGAGACCAAAAAGCUCAAGAAUCUUUCAGAGUAUGCCCAGACACUGCAGCUAGGUUGGAAUGGGCUUCUAGUGUUGAAAAAUAGCUGCUUCCCGACAUCUAUGCACAUCCUAGAGGGGGACCAGGGGGUUAUCAGCAGUCUCCUCAAAGACCACACUUCUGGGAGUAAGCUGACCCAGCUGAAGAUUGCCCAGCGCCUUCGAUUGGACCAGCCCAAGCUCGAUGAGGUCACACGACGCAUCAAGCAGGGGAGCCCCAAUGGCUACGCAGUGCUCCUAGCCACACAGGCGACCCCCAGUGGGCCUGGCACUGAGGGGAUGCCCACGGUGGAGCCAGGCCUACAGAGGCGGCUUCUCAGGAACCUGGUCUCCUACUUGAAACAGAAGCAGGCUGCAGGGGUGAUCAGCCUGCCAGUGGGUGGGUCCAAGGGCAGAGACAGCACGGGCAUGCUCUAUGCCUUCCCUCCCUGCGACUUUUCACAGCAGUACCUCCAGUCAGCACUGAGGACAUUGGGCAAGCUAGAGGAAGAACACAUGGUGAUAGUUAUAGUAAGAGACACAGCCUAGCCUGAACCUGUCUUUUCCACAAAAGCAGUUAUUUUAAGGUCUGACCCCACCCCCACACCCCCGCCUCCCCCCCCCAACUCCAAAACGUACCCCCUUGGUUUGAAUUCUCUGCUGCGUUAUUUCGGUUCAUUUGGUAGGGGACCAAAGUCCUGUCCCCCACCAAAACUAUAAAUUCUUAGGUUUUGGGGUUUUGUUUUUUUUUUUUUUUUACAGUGAUGAGAAAAAUGAGAAGGGACUCCAGUCAUGUUGGUUUCUAGUGUAUGAGAUACUGUCUGCUGUGUUCUGUAUUUUUUUAUUUUUUGACUAACUGUAUGGAAAGUUGUCAGUAAAACCUUUGUCAGAGGAUGGAUUUUUAAUCCUGUUCAGA